CCGUCCGUUAGUUCAGUUUCGUCGGUCGACCUGCGAUGCCGGUUGGUUCCGUGAGUUUUUCCGAGCCCCAGUUCGUUCAGGUGUUCAUCAGUAAUGUUUGUGCCUAAGCUUAAUUUGAAUAAUCGGUUCAUAGAGCAACGUGAGCAUCGACCGUUGAGGAAGACCUCUGGCAGAUGCAGUUGCACAAUACAGCACUGUAAAGUUCAGUUACUUUUUAAUUGAUAGUUGUGCUUUAUUGGUGGAUAGUAAUUUAAGGGCAGAUGGUGUUGUUAGUACGUUGAAAAAUUGUUAAGCCGAAGAUCGUAUCUGUUGGCGUCUGUGAUUUAAACUAAGUUCCACACAUUAAAUGAAUAGCGUGACGUGAUCUGGAUGCUUUUUGAUGUGUAUAGUUGAUUUUAUGAAACAUGGCCUGUUGAUGAGCCGAGGAAAAGGCAGCAAAACCAACGAAUGUGAAUAUAUAGCGAAUGAGUGAGUGAAUCUCUGUGCUGAACGUCUAGUAGUGGUGCAAACGAAGCUCCAUUGGCCGCAGCACCAACAGCAACAGAAGCUGUAGUAGCGGUUUUGGUCAUCGUCCGUCGUCACCGUUCAGUACACACGAUGCAAAAAUGCCUUUCGUGCAACGUGUUGUGACCCCGAAGUAUGUUGCACGGUCGAUCAAACCGUCACAUUCACGUGGAACCGCUGCGCUACCGGUUCAAGAUUAUGAACUGGAAGCAAUCACCAACCUAACGCUGAGCAAUGCCCUCCGCCAGCUGGCUUCGCUGGUACUCAUCUCGAACCAGAUCUUCACCGAACUCAACAAGGAACUGGCUAGUGUUAGUGAACGAUCACUUGGGAUAAAACAGCGAAUCGACAAUCUUUCAAAGCGAGUGGAGGAAUUUGACCCAAAGCAAGUCGCAGUCCCCGAAAGCGAUCUGGUAACAUUCGCUCAAAUAAAAAACCACUACAGUACAAAGCACGGAAUUGAUACCUGCCUAUUCACUGCCGAAACUCGCUCGGAAACGCUGCAGGAAUUGUACGAUGCGGCGGCUAAAACACCGGUGUCGGCUAUUGCCGAAAUGGACCGUAUCGCCGGUUACAGCGAAUCCGAACGUCGCAGCUCGGAUGCAUUCCUCUGUACACCGGUGCUGGGUCAGACGCGACGGAAACUCCGAGCCAAGGUCGACAUGGAAAUCGAAACGAGAUUGCCUUCCGCGGUUGAGGACUUAAGAAAAUGGACCUCGUUUGAAGCAAUCGGUGAUAUAACAGUUCCUCCGGAUUGUACCGUACGAUUGACAGGCAAUGGUUCUCUGAUUUUGGGGAAUGCUUCCCAAAAUGCUUCUCCGUCCUAUCAGGCUGGCACGAGCACUUCAUUCGACGAAACCGAUGACAUCAUCAUGGUGGAUAGCAGUUCAAGAUUGGUUCGAGAACAGGACACACCACUGGACCAUAGGUUACCUUCACCGGAGGAACAGUGCCAGAUGAUUGCACUCAAAUUUCCCGCCGAAACCAUCAAAGUGGACACCUCCGGCCGUGGUUUCGAUAGGAUGUGUGCCACCAGGAAAUCGUUACUACAUUUCGUGUCAACGUCCGAACAGGCUGAAGCCAGUGCUGGCGGUCAGCCAGAUGGAAGCGACGGUGACACAAUACGACGACGGUCUAGACCGCGACGAUCGAGAGGGAAACGAAGAAAUACGAUCGCUGGAACGGACCAGAAGGAAAUUGCGGAAGUGGUUAACAAUGGGGACGAAGUCACUACCUCCUCUACUGUCACUACUAACCUGGUGCCUCGUAGCAAAUCAAGCGACAUACUCAAGAAAGAUUCUCCAACGACAUCCUCUGCAGACAACACAUCCAAACACACUACCAAAUUAUCACACUUUAAUUCCCUCAAACAGUGGGGCCGCAACCGACUACGGAUGAUUAACCGCGACUCAAAAGACAAAGUACAAGAUAUUGAUGACUUCAAUAUCUCUGAUACGACCAGAAACAGCAAACGCAAAAUCUCUGACAAAGAUACAAAACUUUCGCACGAACGAAAGCCUUCCUACUCUUCGUCAGAGAGAAGUAUAACUGUCGCUUCCGGCACCAGCGCCACCACUAGCAUGCCCGCUUCAAUUAACCCUGUAAAGCUGCGUGAGUCCUCUUCCAUCCGAAGACAGCGCCGUACCGCGCUUGGUAACAAGGAUGAACCCCAUUCAUCCAGUGGAAAUUGGAGUGCUAGCUCCGAAUCAGGGAGAACAUCGAUUGGUAGUGAGAUAACUACCACUACUCAUCCGAAAUCAAGUGCCUCUAGUACAUCACUGAACCACAAUCAUCACACAAUCUCCAGCGGGCCUCCUAGUUCCAUCAUAAGCCGGCGUAGAUUUCUCAAUACUUCUGCUUCUAGCAGUGUUACAAGUGAAGGUACAGCUACACCGGAUUUACAAAUGUACGACUAUCACGACGAGGGUGGUGAAACCAGUUCGGUCUACUCGUGUGACACCGAAGGCUACUAUACAUCCUUCCAUGUUGAUUCGGGCUUGAAAACUCUGAAAGAAGAGGAACCUGUAACUCCGAUGCACUCGACAACUGCCUUGUCGAGUACGACUUCGUUCGAGAGCUCUGGUAAUCAAACGGUAAUUUCUCCGGAAAAUGAAUAUGAGCUAUUUGGACGAGGUUCCACAUCAACGACAACCAGUUCUGCGGGAACGAUAUGUACAGUACUGGCCGAUGGUCAUCGUAAUUCCUUGAUCGGCCCGACUGUGCCGGAACGGAAGAGCUCACUCACGAAGCUCAAUCGCAGUAACAGCUCGGCGAGUAAUGGAACACUAGAACGUAGCUAUUCGAGUAGCACCGUCGGAAGUACGCUGGAGAGAACCGGCACUAUUAAGCGUAAUGGCCAUCUACUGCAGAAAGAAGUAGCUGCCUUGAUUCACAAGGAAGAGGAAAGCAAGAAAAACAGAAUUGAGUCACCCGAUAGUGGUAAUAAUACGAGCUCGUCUCCGAUUGAAUCGAAUGCUAAUUCAAGCCCAACACAACGAGUGAGAAGUUGUUCUGAAUUCGAGUAUUCCGAAUCAUCGGAUCUCGAGUGCGUUGACCGAAUUGAAAGAAUUCGAGAAAAGACCACAAUCAACACUAGUAGAAUACCGUCGAUGUGCAUCAUUACGCCCACAAACAGCGACGAUGAAAACGGUUCCUUGAAACGAAAGAAGGAGAAACCAAACGAAACGGUGCAAAACGAAUCGGUAGAAUCUAAAAAGGACUCUAGCAGUGUAAGAAAAAAUGCUUUGCAGCCGUUAAACAGCAUGUUUGGCAGGUUGAAGGGGGUGCUGAAAAAAUCACCCAGCAAGGAUUCCUCAAUGUCGGAUAAUGUAAACAACAGCGCCGAACCUGUUUACGACGUAACUGGAGAAUACGUUCGUAUUGCCGACGUGAAAAUUGCCAAGAAAACUCACCACAUCAGUGGUGUUUACUAUUCAAACGAUGUGGUAAAACGCAAUUUGGCCACGGUUCUCUCGGGAAAUCUCAACGAGGAAACCGAAUACGUAUCUUUGAAUGAAUUACCGUGCAAUAUACGCUGCGAGAGCAAUGUUCUCUCUGCCGAAAAUAAAAACACCCCUCCUCGAGGAAGCGGAAAAGCAAACUCUUCUGUUACGGAAGGGGAAGCGGUCACUGCCGGAGAGAGUGCCGAACAUGCUUCGAAGAGGGGUGCCCGCGUGAAACUGGAUGCGCACGGCAAGGUUAUCUACAGUUCGGACAGUCUGAAGAGGAGAAAAGGUGCGCACACGACCUUCGCGCCGGGUCCAUUUGUGAAAGACGUAAAUACAAUACCAGCACCGACGACAAACAUUCCUACUACAAAUACUACAACUCAGGCAGCAUCACCAGCAGCAUCUGCAGAAAAUGCCAAAAACGUUGUUGUUGCAUCUCCAUUGCUAAGUGGUGGUCUAGCGAACAGGAAACCAAUAGUAGUGAAACCAGUGAUAUCGCAAUCUGCAUUGAAAACAAAAGCAAUCGUCAACACCAACAGUAACAGUAAUAAUAACAGCAAUAGUGUGGCAUCCUUGCGUAUGGCUCCCAUAGCCACUAUCCAUCCAAACAACAGUACCGCACAGGAAGUAGAUAAAUCAUCCGCAGCGUCACACAUCAUGUCCUCCGGUGUUCUGAAGGGUGCUUACGUUAAUGUACAGGAAGCAAAAUCACCGUCUGCGAAACCGCAAUCAAUUCACUAUAUGGAACCAACAACCAUACAGCACCAGCAACCAGAUUAUCUACAUUCAUCCCCUGAUGAGUAUGUUCAACUUUAUGGACCUCAUCCACAUACAUACACACUUCCCAGGCGUUCUUUGGUGCAGCAAUCGCUGGAACGCCCCAUGUGUAAUAUCAUGCCGGCAGGAGUUGCAAUGCCAUCAAGGUCAAACUACGGUUACGGGCCCCCAAUGAGCAAUAAUGCUAGUCCAUUCCAACGGAAUAACGACGUCUACUGGACGCUACAAACUCGUCGCAGACCAAAUCCAAUGGGUUCGGUAGGAAUGCGGGAUGACUCGAAACUAAUUCAACCAACUGCUAGGCCAAUCGAAGAACUAUAUUCUACGCCGAACAAAAUAAAAUCAAAUGAGCUUAAGACAACUCCUACUGGAUUUGCGACAUACUUCUCACCAAUCGCUAAAAGUAACAUAGGAACCGAAUUGAGCGAUGACGUUGACAGUAGUUUUAAGAUUUCUCCGAUCGAUCCUAGAAAUACAGCUACUUUCAAAACAUCAACACCAUCAAAACCACAUGAAACAUCACUGUCACCGACAAGGUCACUUACCGAAGAGCUUCGAUAUAAAUUGAGACUGCAACAAGUAGGCGUCCGCUCACAUGGAAACUCACCGGUGAGCUCCGGUCGUUCAACACCAAAAAAUGUUCUCGAAGCGCAAGCACCUCGUGGCAGGCAUAGCUGGGCUUCCAACAGUACUGACAUUGCGCAAACAUGCUCGGAUAGACUAGGGACACCAAAAACAAGCCUUAUGGAUUUCAAAAAGCUUCUUCUUGCUCACGGAUCCAAAUCCAACCUUACUUCCGGGGGCAAAAUGUCUGCUGUUGAAUUACUCAAAAAAUCAAAGAGUUCAAGCGCAGCUCAGCCAGUCUCUCCAGUUACGAAGACGUCUGCCAAUAACAGUUUGAAUAUUUUGGAUUUAUCUGGAUCUCCAAAAACAUUCGCCACAAGGCGUAUGAUUCGUCAAGGAAACUUUGGAAACGGAUCUCCAUCAAAAAUCGGCAACGGAUCCAAACUUUCAUCCAGGGGUGGUUGGCGGUACAGCAAUGUGCGGAGUGAGGUUAUGUCCACUGCAAUCCCCGAAGCAAACAGCGAAGAAGAUAAUUCUAGUCCAUGUAAUUCCGCUUCCGUGAGUCGAUCACAAUCGCAAAGCCGCAAUGUAACUCCCACGGCAACAAUCAACGAGGUAAAGUCCUCACCUAAGUCUGCGGAACAUGAAGUUAUUGAAGAAAAAAUGUCCAACAUUCGGGAUAACAUAUUCUUGCAAGAGGAUGAAAACAACUUUAUGAAGGGAGAAGUGGCCACCUCCCGUCCGCAAAAGACCACAUCGCCAGCAACGACACGUGCUCAAUUGCAGGCCCAAAGGGCAAUGUUUUUAAGUAAUAACAAUCAUAUCAAAUCCGCGACCUUCAAGGAUGGCCACUAUAUGGGAAUUAGCAGUUUUUCCACCACUCCACCGAAAAUCAACGAAGUCAAUUAUAAUAAUGACUUAACCACUACGAAAGAUGAUCACCAACAGAAAAUGGCAGCUCCGUCUUUGGAAACGGCUCUCUGAACUGUCCGCUAUUGCCAAAAUUCGAAAAUUCCGCAGGAUCAAUUAACAGACCAACUUUUACCGGCUAUAUCCAGAUAUGCAAUGUGAAGAUUUCUUACAAAAGUAUUACUAUUGGAUCCAAAUUAUAUUCAUUAAAAUUAACUAAAUUAUUCAUACAAGCUAGUCCGGAGACAAUUAUGAAUGAAGACUUCACAAAAUGACCGAUUUUCAACAAAACGUAGGUAAAUUCACAGUUAUAGUCAUAGUUUCGCUAAUUUAUAUGUUAAUCACUUUUAAAAUGUAUGUGUCUUUCAAACUGUCAUCAAAAGUAUAGUUUUAGUGGAACUUGUUUGAUUUUUCUUUCCAAAGAAAUAAUUAGCUUCACGAUUUAUGCCUUUUCGAUGAGUGUCAAUAAAUAAAAAGUGUACUAAACAUAACCAACGCAGUGAUUUCGCUCAUCCAAGUUUCAAUGCCUGUAUUCAAUAAGGAUAUGACUCGCCUUUUUGUUAAACAUUUAUUUAUAUCCUAUUUAUUCCAUUAAUUAUUCGAUAAUUAUUUACAUACAAAUGCAUAAUGAAAGACAGCAGACGUGAAACAUGUAUUGAAAUAGAAAAGGAAUCAUUUAAUAUAUUAUCAACAUUAAUACUUUAUAUUUAUAUCUACGAGACAACUAAAUAUUAUUACAGCGUAGUGAAAGAAGAAAACUAGAUUUCUAUAAAAGCGUGUUAAUAAGUCUAAAUAGAAACGUGUACACCAGAGAGGCAAUUUUUAUCCGAGAAGGCUAAAAUAUAGGCUAUUCAUAAUAAUCCGAUUGAUCACGACUGACCAGCAGUUCCGAAGUUAAGCUAUCGAAUUUCGUCCUUAUGUAGAUUUAAUGUUUUUGGUUCGGUAAAAUUAGUAAAAAGAUACAUUGAUAGGUCUUAUUUUACUUGCGUUGCGGACAUUUAUCAUUUUCACUAUUUAUGCUCAGAUUGUUUCCCUAUUUCUAGAUAACUGCAUUUCAUAUUAUCUUAAUUAAUUCAUGAUAUUCCAUGGAUAUGAGACAAAACGUUUUGUUAUAAGGUGGCUUGAAAUGUGCUUUAUACAUCCGAAAGAAAAAUACAAUAAACGAAAAAUUCAAAUCGACAAA
Molecule: messenger RNA, 6885 nt
Organism: Ochlerotatus camptorhynchus
Lineage: Eukaryota; Metazoa; Arthropoda; Insecta; Diptera; Culicidae
Gene: gukh
Product: GUK-holder
Exons: 6
Coding region: 606-5777 (1723 amino acids)
Source: RefSeq, a predicted model, not a curated record